This is a messenger RNA of Lymnaea stagnalis (great pond snail), 18030 nucleotides long. The record is from the annotation of a GenBank genome assembly. NCBI's taxonomy places the organism in Eukaryota, Metazoa, Mollusca, Gastropoda, Lymnaeidae.
CUGUUGUGUUAGCUUUACAUUUUGUUAAUUUACAUACUCCAAUACUAGCCUACCCAGGAGAAGAGCACCCUGUGAUUGGUACAUUAGCUGGAGAUGUUCAGAACUGGGCCAUGCUAAUCCAAAAUUAUAUUUUACAGGUAGCCUAUUUAAAUAAGUUGUUGAUUGAAAAUAAAUUUGGAGAUGAGUCAGAUUUUACAAUAAAAGCUGCAAAAUUUGACAUGCAUAAUGGCCAUUAAUGUUACAUUUUUUAAAUCAAUCUCUGAAGUAAAAUUUGAAAACAAGUUUGAAAUUCAUAUAGUUUUACCAUGAAUACUUAGAGAUAAUGGAAACUGGUUUCUCUGGAGUCCUCAGUAAAUUUCUCUUGCAUUUUAAUUUAUAAAACUAGAAAAAAAAAUUGUUCUCCAUGCUCAUUUUUGUCUAUGAAUCAUAAAUUAAUUUUUAAUUGAAUCCACUUAAUGUUUUUAAAAAUGCACAGUUGGCUAAUGAUGGAAUUAUGAGGGAUGCAACCCAAAGUUUCUUGGAUGAGGCCACCUAUAUUUCUGAAAAAAAAGAUGGUGGUGAGCUUGUGAGACUUGUCAAUGAUAGCCUAGGAGAAUAUUUCCGUAAAAAGACUUCAGCUGCCACGGUAAUUGUUCAUAAAAUUUAAUUCAAUACUGCUUUUGGAUAGGGUCUACAUUUAAUUUUCUGAAUCCUCUUGACUGAAACUUUAGAUCACAUUUUGAAUUCAUCUUCAAUGGUUACAACCUUACAUAUUGGUUCUUUUAAAUCUCCUCUGGUAUUCAAUCUGCUAAGAAAUUUAAAAAAAAAUGAAAUAAUUUGAAUGCCAUAGACACUGAUUUUUUGCUUUGUUUCAGGCCCUAGUGGAAAAAGUAAGAGAACUUUAUGAUGAGUUCUAUGAGCAAAAUCAAAGUACAAAUGCAAAAUUUUUGAACGAUCUACCUCCAGACACAUAUUAUGAGUCUGAUAUUCCUGAUAAACUACCAAAAGACUUAGCUUUUAGUCCGUAUGUAUUUCUUAGUUGUUUUCAUAACUCUGACUAAUUUGUUUGUAGUUAAAAAUUUCACAAUUAGUCAAUAACCUUGUCACUGAAUCUUUAAGUAAUCUCCCAUACUUUAACUGGUUGGGUGUUAUUCUGUAGCCCUGAAUAUAUCAUGGUGUGAAUAAAAUUGUAGAGUUCUUAGCUCUAGUUAUCGGCGCAAGUUCGCAAUGAAAUUCAUAUUUUGUAAUUAUACUAGGUAGUAAUUCCUCAUUAGUACUUUUCUUUAAACACUUAAGUAUAGAACUGUACGAUAACAAAGGUGUACGAUAUAAAGUGUAUUUGAAAUUGCAUUUGGGUUAAUUUACUUCAAAUCUAUUUAGGUACUUCCGACAAAAGGUUAGCAAGCUUAACUCAACUAUUAAGGUUGCUGAUGAAGUACCACGAGAUGACCCCCAUGUCAUUGAUGCAGUUUUGUUUACAAAAAAACUUGAGGAAACUUUUCUUCAGAAUGCUGCUAAAGAUCCUUUACUCAGGUUAAAAUAUUUCAAAUGCCAGUGCAAAAUUUUAUUGUAUUACUUUUGGGGGGGGGGGGGGGGGGAAAUCAUUCUACAUUUAAUAUUAGAUAGGUACAAAUUUGGCAUAUUGUUACAAUUAUUUAAAAAAAUUAAUUAUAUUUUGUAUGAAAUAAAAAAAUAUUUUGUUUACUUACAUUUAUGGGAAAAAUAAGUGUCACUUUUAAAAGACAACAUGUUUUCAGGGCACAUGUAAAUUAUUUUAAUACGCAUAUAGUUUAUUAACAUCUAUUAAAAGGGAUAUAAAACAGAACUGAAUUAAUGCUUUAUAGAACUUUAAAAUGUAAACAUCUUUUUUUAAAAAAGGUAUAGACCUUUAAAAUGUAAGAAUCUUUUAAAAAAAAGUAUUAAAAAUUAAGUUAGCUUGAAAUUAGAAUUUUCUGUCAUUCUUAGAUCUUGACUUAUAAUUGUGUUUUAUUGUGCAUAGUGGGUCUUGAGCCUAAGUUUCAUGAUGAAUGUCCUUGGCCCCCAUGAGGCUUGUGACAUAUACUUGACAUGAUUAUCUGUAUCGGUAACAUAGUUUCUAGACCAGCCUGGAGUACGAGUUAGUGAUUGGCAGUUGCUGUCUGAGCCGUGAAUGGGAAGGUUGGAUUGUAUGCCGCUAGUGACUUGCACUAUAUAUUGUAAGGAAACCUUGCUUACUCUCUAGCUAAACUUCAUCUAGAUCUGGUACUCAAUAAGGAAACAACUCCGGUGAUAUAUUUGAUGAUUAAACACGUGUUCUUUAUUGGCUGUCACUUGCUUACACUUUCACUCGUCUCACAACUCUGACUUCUCCCUGCUAUCUAGUUCUCAGUCCGGCCGCCUUCUACAUACCAUCCGGCCGCGCUCUCUUUUUCGUCCCGUCCAGAGAUCCCUAUUUAUACCUCCCCGUCCCAUAGUUCCUCUCCCAGUCCAGAUUAUACCCCGCCCCCUUUUUCUCAAUUGCCGCCAUGGUCUAGACGUCCCAGGUAAAUGCCCUGGUCAGAUGGAUGGCCGAUACCGCCCCCAGCGCUUGAUCCUUCGGUCGUGUCUGGGUGUCAGACGGCCGUAAAUGGUCAGGCGUUUGAUCCUUGGGUCGUGUCUGGGUGGUCAGACGGCCGUAAUCCCUGAUGGCCGGUAACUGUCUGGCGCCGGCGCUGGUGCGUGGUCCGAACGUGCGUGGUCCGAACUCUCCACAAUAUUAUAUGUUUGAAUUAUUGUAGGACCAGAUUAAUACUUACUUGGAUUAAAGUUUACGUUGUUCUUUGCAUAGGACUUUUGUUUAAUUUUAAUGUGAUUAUGAUGCUUGAACAUGUAAAUUUUUUUGACGAGAGAAUCUCAAUCAUACAGACUCAUCACUCUCGAUAAAUAAAACUCCAUCUAAUUUCAGUGAUCCCUGGAAUAAUUUUUUGUCUCUUGUCUAAAUAUGAAGUUAAUUAAUUAAAGUGAAUUUAUUUUUAAAAUAUAAAAUUAUUUGAAAUUUUAAAAAUUCAGUACUGUUAUAAUCCAAUGCCUAUGGCAUCAAAGUAAGCAGUAGCCACACACUGUUUUCCUAGCUUAACCAAAGAAUUUGAAAGCAGUGAUAUGGAACGUAUAAAUCGGAGACAUUAAAUACAAUUUUUGCUUCUUCUUUCAGGUGGCAGUAUUUCGGUUCAGUGACAGGUGUGACACGGUUGUUCCCAGGACGAGAGUGGUCCACCAAUUUUGCUGGGUUUUAUGAUGAUUAUGAUCCCAGAGUGAGACCAUGGUACAUCCAGGCCACCAGUGGUCCAAAAGAUGUCAUCAUAAUUCUCGAUUGCAGGUUGUUUUAGCCAUGUGUGGAUUUUAUUUUUAGCUGGAAAUAAUUUUUGGGUUUUAACCUUCUAGCCCAAAAUUGUUAAUCCUUUUUGGAAAUCUGCUUGGUUCAAUUGAUAUUUCAUUAUAAUUAAAAUUGUUCAAAAAUGGGUCAAAGGCUAUAUCAAUUAAAUUAAUAUAAUUUCCAAAAAUCGAUUAUUUUUGGAUAUUAUAAUUAAAGUGAAAUAUUUGUUCAAGACAAUAUUUCAUUCUUUCCAGGCUUAAAUAUUUCUUUAAUGAAGACUGAAAUUAAAAAUAAUUAAGUUUUUAUUUCUAAUCUGAGAAUGCUGAAUUUUCAUUACUGUGUCCAUCUUCAUUUUUUUUAAGUGUCAUCAUUGUACUCCAUUCUUCUUUUCUUGAACUUUAGGAAAAUAAAUCAACAAAAUAUUGCUUCAAUAAUUUAUUUUUUUUCUAUAAAAAUUGUUAGUUUAUCCAUGAGAGGCGAAAAGUUUUCCAUAGCUAAGGCAGUGGCCAAAACUGUGAUACAUACUUUGACCAAACAAGAUUACGUCAAUGUCAUCUGUGCCAGGAAUAGCCACUGGAAUGAAGUGGGGAAGUAAGUGGACUGUUUAAUUCAAAACUAUUGACUUUUCUUAGAGCACAUCAAUGGGAGUGCUUGAUUCAUUAUUCCAUGAUUGAAAUUGUCCAUUAUAAGCAUAAGAAGAAAAAUAACUCUUAACACACUGUUAAUAGUCUGAAGAUCUCUCUUAAUUCACAUAUGAUUUGGGUUCCUUUAUUCUUCUGCUUAUUAUAAAUGUACAAUGCAAUCAUUGUAUUUGUUAGUAAACUGAAAAUGUACAAUGCAAUCAUUGUAUUUGUUAGUAAACUGAAAAUGUACAAUGCAAUCAUUGUAUUUGUUAGUAAACUGAAAAUGUACAAUGCAAUCAUUGUAUUUGUUAGUAAACUGAAAAUGUACAAUGCAAUCAUUGUAUUUGUUAGUAAACUGAAAAUGUACAAUGCAAUCAUUGUAUUUGUUAGUAAACUGAAAAUGUACAAUGCAAUCAUUGUAUUUGUUAGUAAACUGAAAAUGUAUUUGUUAGUAAACUGAAAAUGUACAAUGCAAUCAUUGUAUCUGUUAGUAAACUGAAAAUGUAUUUGUUAGUAAACUGAAAAUGUAUUUGUUAGUAAACUGAAAAUGUACAAUGCAAUCAUAAAACAUUUCCAUUUGUUUGGAUCAAUAAAAGAAUCUUAACUUAUCUUAAGAUAGGGUUCUUGUAGCUAGGAAUUAGAUAUCAUCCAAAUAUUUUGUGGGCAGGCCCCUAAAAAUAGCUUUGCCCAUUUUAGAUUCAGAAUGAAAUUGCAGGAUUUAAUAUUCCACCAUUUUCUUGAUAAAGGAAAAAACAAAAAAUUAAACUUCAAGUCAGAAUAAAAUGUUUAUAAGUAUUUAAAAGGGCUUUAAACAUUUUAAGUCUAAAACUAAAAAAAUAUUCACUCCGAGUCAGUAAACAAAGUGUUUUAUGGAUUAUGAUUGAAAUACUUGAUAGGAUAGUAAUGAUAGGUACCCUAUCCUUCCAUGAAACAGGUGGCACUAUUUUGAUACCCAAGUACUGAGCUGUCAAGAGCAAAGGAUGGUCCCGGCCACAAAUGCUCACCGCAAAGAUUUGAUAGAAAAAAUUGACAAGCUUAAGGCAGGGGGGACAACUGAAUUAGAGUAAGUUAUCUAAUGCGUUCUAACUUAAAAUUACUAUAUGUUAACGUUAAUCAGUUUUUUUUAUUUUAAGAAAUAGAAUUAUCCCAGCUUAGGAUAGACUCGUGAUAAUUGUAUGAAUUUUUCCCAGGAAAGGUUUUGACCGGGCAUUUGACCUCCUGAGAAGUGUGCCUAGAACCGGAUGUCAGUCUAUCAUAGUUUUUGCCACGGAUGGUAAAGAUACAGAUGGGGAGGACGUGAGGUGUGGGCCUGGUAAGUGUGGACGUGAUCUCGGCCGCUGUGCACAUUGGAUUUAGCCAUUAAAAUAGAAGUUAAACAAUGUGAAACCCAUGAAGUUGUGAUCUCGGCCGCCGGGCACAUUGGAUUUAGCCAUUGCAUAGAAGUUAAACAAUGUCAAAUGCAAGAAUUCGGUUGUUGCUUAACCCACGAACUGUGGUCGUUCUGUACUGUGGCGGCCGAAAAAAUCGGCAGAUAAAAAACACGGUCUGAUAGCAAGUUCCAAUCCAAUAUUUAACUGGAAUUAUUUUAUUAAUAAUUAAAUCAUCUUCCGGUUUAAACUGUUUCAUUGAUAACUUGAAAAUAAAUACUUUUUAAUCAGAGUUUUAUAUCGCUGAUUUUUUUAAAGCUAAAAUGAAUGACGCCAUGGCUGGGGUCAUUCAGUGCAAGAACUAAUAGAAAUAUGGUUGAAAGCCAUGGCUGGGGUCAUUCAGUGCAAGAACUAAUAGAAAUAUGGUUGAAAGCCAUGGCUGGGGUCAUUCAGUGCAAGAACUAAUAGACAUAUGGUUGAAAGCCAUGGCUGGGGUCAUUCAGUGCAAGAACUAAUAGAAAUAUGGUUGAAAGCUUUUUUGGUGAGGUUUUAAGUGAUCCUGAUGAUGAUUUUAGCAUUCCCCAUGACGAUAUCAGUUGAGAUUAUUCUUCUCGUGAAUUUUAUACUCGUCUUAGUGAUACUAAAGUAGGCCUACUGAGGUUACUGUUAGACUUCGAGCCAGGCCCGGAGGUUGGGCAAGGACGAACUGAAUAUAGUCAUAGAAGCUACAGAUUAUAGUUCAGAACUAAUAAAUUUUAUAGUUAAACAACCCAAAUCAGUUCCACAGUUCCUUUUUAAAUGUUAAAUAGUCAAUAAUAACUAUUUUGCCUGAGAUUUUGUAUUUUGUGCUUGGUUCUAGCAGUGGUCCCAGUUUCUUAUAUAAAUGAUCUAAAAUUACUAAAAUUGCUUUCAGAGGUUUAAUUGCAAUCAAAACCUUAGCAAACUAUACAUUUUCUUAAAGAUAAAUGAAUUGCCAACAACAUUUACAUUGUGUUUUAAGUGUAUCUAUAAAAACUAAUGAUUUAUGAGCACUUGAAAGCAAGACAUUUUGUCAAUUUUUUUUUUCUUGAGAGCUCCAAGGUCAAGGACAUUGAGCAAAAGUUUUUUACGGGGUGGGCAAUAUGGCCAACGUUAUCUCCAUCCAUUUACCUUUCUAAAAAUAUAAUCUUAGUGGGGUCUUGUAUCAAUAUUUCUAUGUCAUUUAAUGCAAUUUCAAAUGGCACUCCAAACGCUCUAAGAAGCUCCACACCACAGAAUGAUACAUGCCACAGUUCGUGGGUUGACUAUUUGGGAUCAGAUAAAUAUUUAAUAGGACAGGAAUUUGAUUGAGCUCAGUAAGAAAUGCUCAAAUGCCUCCUGCUGUUGUGGACAAGAUAUUGUGCGAUGAAAUGUAAUACAGUGCUGUUUAGUGGCAAAAUGUAAUGCAAUACUGUGUAGGGAUGAAAUGUAAUACAAUACAAUACUGUGUAGUGAUGACUGAUAUACUCUCUUACUUAGUGGUCAUUCAUUGAUAUUAUCUAAGAUUUUUAAUGCAUUAAAUAAGUGAAGCUCAUGAUUGAUAUAAAAUACAUUUGAUGCUAAUCUUUCCUCCAGGCUACUACACUCGGAGUGGUUAUGUGCCUGGACCUAUAUGCAAGUACAACUUUACAUCUGUCUACAGUGUGGCCGUGGAGAAAAACAAAUACCUGCUUCCCAAUGUAAGCCUAGCCAGAACACUCAAAGAUUACUGCUUCAAAUGAUACAUUCUGGAAAAAACAUUGCAUAUUAAUGGAAAAAACAAAUAUUCUUAAUUUAUUUCCUCAUUUAUGGAUUAAUUAAUUAUUUUAUUAUUAUUAUGAUGUAUUAAGUAUACGUCUGAUAUUUUACAUUAACAGUAAAGACUUAUGAUAUUAUUUUACAUUGAUUCACUAGUUGAAUUUGCCAUGGGUUUUUGGGAUAAUAAUAAAGCUUAUUUGAAAAUCACGCUUCAUCCCUAAAGCUCGUAGCGCGGUACAAAGUCAUCCAUCUUAAAAAGAAAGGAAAAAUUUAUAUUUAACCACAUUGAAAUACAAAACGCAGUCUUUCCUUGCAACCAUAAACAACACAGGCCACUUUACAUCUAGGAGAUAAUAGUUAGCUGGAAAAGAUGGUAGAAAAAUGGUAGAUGCAAUAGUUCCAUUUGCCAUGUGUUUUUGGGAUGUGAUAGUUCAUAGAGCCGGAUUUUUUGAAAGAGCUAGUUGAUAUUGUGAAAUAAACAUUUUAAAACUGUGUUAUUUCAACAAAUGUAUUUCACUGACUACCCCUGAUGUUUGUAUUAACCAAUUAAGAAUCCAAUAUUUGCUCUAUUAGAAUAUGCCUCUCAGUGUGUAGAAUUAACUUUUUAUAAUUACAAGUUAUUACUGGUAAGGAACCUAUUUUGUCUUAAUUCACCAAACACUAAAUAUGUUAACUCUUUCGCUGCAGAAUUUUUUUAAAGAAAAAAUGUACAUUUUUUUUCGAAGAGCGAAAAAGAGUGAGAGGUUGAGUUUAUUAAAAAAUAUUUAAAACAUUAUUCUUUGGUUUAUAAGACUAAACUUGGUAUCAAAUGAAAGAUAAUUGAAAGGACUAUAUGUUUGUAAAAUUAUUUCUUUAGUUUAAAUAAAAUAAGUUACAGAAAAGAACCACUUUUUUUUCCCCAAGCCCUAUGAUGUACGCAUAACUCAUCUUCACUUCUAUAACUCAAGUCCUAUAACACUACUACUAUCGGAAUCAUGCGAUGGAUCUAAAUAUAAAUCAUCUUCACUAUCAAAAGAAAUAGUAUAAAUCUAUUCCAAAGCUUUUUGAGAUGUUAAUCGUCUAGGAAACUUACUCACCUACUUGGGCCUAUGGUAGCCAUAGCAACAGAAGAAAAAAAAAAGCGAAGAAAAUCAUUAAAAUAAUGCUUCAAAUGACAACAAAUAAGCCUUGGUUUCGCUGAUAAACAAUGAAGUACCACUCUUCUAUGUUAAAGACUUACUUAAAAAUAGCUCUUAAAAAGUUAAACCGAGAAAUAGUAAAGAAACAAACAUGAUAUUGAAACAACGCACAGCGUUUUGGUCCAUGCAUUUGAGAAUGGCAGAUGAACGCAGUGUGAGUUGUUCCGCGUCGAAAGAGUUAAUGAAAAAUCAUCUUUCAACAAAUGGUUGAAUUUAGCAUUUUCAAGCUUUGUUGUGUGGUUUUAAAGAUGCAUUUUUGCCCACUUUUUAUGAUGCAUUUCAUUGCCUUUUGAUGUUUUUCAUUGCCUUUUGAUGUUUUUCAUUGCCUUUUGAUGUUUUUGAGUUCUAUCUUUAGUUUUAUCUUACCAUACAGUCGUCAUCAGGGGAACACUUCCCUUUUUCACAGGCCCGAAUUUUCAGCUACCUCAUUGUAGAAGAUGCCGAGAUGUUCCCCGGGACCUUGGCAUGUGACCACAACGGCAGCCUGCUCAAACUACUUACCGGGGAGAAUCUGAUCACCCAGAUGUCUAACUAUUUUGAGUUUUUGUCCGCCAUGGCGGUGACCGGGAGCACGUUGUGGACCUCUCCUUAUUUGGACUCGUGGGGACUGGGUUUGAUGAUAACUCAUGCUGUGCCUGUCACAAGUAACAAAACUGGAAAGUGAGUGCACAACAACUUGGACAAAGUUUUAUGCCAACAGAACAAAAUUCCUUGAAAUAAAUGGAAAGCAAAAUAAAUGUCAUAGCUGCCAGUUAGGAUCAAUAAAUAUAACAAAGUAAAACAUUGAUUUACUUAGCUUCUCUAUAAAAAUAACGACACCAUCUUACAAUCUCUUCAACCACCUUCCCCUUUUCCAUAAAUUUUCCAUAAUUUUCAUUUUGUAUUCCAGGUACAUUGGAGUUGUUGGUGUUGAUGCAACACUGGAUGAAAUUGAAAAUUUCCUAACCAAACAUCAGUGGGGAUCUGUUUACUCUUUCCUGAUCAACUCUAAAGCAGGAGUUGUCUUCCAUCCUAGGCUUAAACCAAGCACAAAAGUAAGCCCUUGGCAUCUUCAUUUACUUUGCUUGGAAUGUUUAAUUUGAUUGGGGGAGUACUGCAUUCAAAAAAACAUUUAGAUUUUUAGAUUAUUAAAGGUGAAUAUAAAAAAAAAAUGUCUUUAGAUUGUGUUAACAGUUAUGUACAUGGAUCACACUCGCAAAUUUUGUUCCUAAAAAACUUUAAAAUGGUCAAAUUUGAGCGUCUACAUAAUGUUUUUAAAGUACAGAAAGACAAAUAAGAAUAAAUGAUUUAAUAAAAAUGAUAAAAUUUAUCUUGCUAUUUUGCUUUCAGAAAAAAAUAGUGAGUUAUGAGCAUCAUUUUGCUAAUUUGAAGUGUGUGCAUCAAUAGAAAUAAGAGCCUUACAGUAACCUUAAUUUGAUUUAUCCUUUCUGUGCAGCUGCUGGAAGACCCAAUCUACAUCCCUAUAUCAGGACUGGAACAAGACAAAGACGGAAAUCCUCCUGAGUUCUCUGAGAUUGAAGAGGCCAUGUUGCAAGGCAGGUCAGGCUCGAAGGUUAUCAACAAGGCCAGAGAUCAGAAGACAAGAGUGAGUACUACCUGUUAUAAUCACAUCAUUAUCACUUAUAUGGAAUACAUAAAUAGGCAAUUGGAAUGUACCUUCCCAUCAUUUCAUGGCGGCUAUUGAUAAGAUCACCAAAUUUUUGGUCAAGUAUAAAUUUAAAAAAAAAAAAAACAACCAAAAACUUGUGAAUGUUAGUUUUUAAUUAUUCACAUUGUGAACGUCUUAAGAUUAUCCAACAGAUCACCAGUGCUCUACUUGACUUGUUAAGAAUAUCUAACAUAUCAGUAGUUCUAUACUGAACUUGUCAAGAGUAUCUAAAAGAUUGCCAGAACUCUACUGGACUUCUUAAGAAUAUCUAACAGAUCACCAGUACUCUACUGGAGGAUUAUGUCACUUGACAACUCCUUAAUAUCUGUUAUAAUUAAAAACUUUGUCACAACAUUACUUCUAACUUGAAAAGAAGGUUCAUUUGUUUAAAAAUAUACGUUAUUAUAAAGAGAUAUUUGUUUUUAAUGAAUUUUGAACAAUUUAAUUUCAGACAUUCUAUUAUGGGUCUAUUAUCGGUACUGAAUAUUCAUUUGCUUUCAGUCUAGCGAGUGAAGAUAUGGUAAGUGCUAUUAUAUAUGCAUUUUAAAUAAACAAAUUAAGACAUUUUUUAAAAUCAUUUUUAACGUUAUUCCUAAACAAAAUUUCGGCUUAGAGAUAUUCCAUGGUAGACCAUCUUUCCCAGCAACUUCCCUUCUCAUUAUAUAAUAAACUUAAAGUCAUGUUUUAACUGCUUUUUGCUGGGCGGCAGAAUCAUUACGACACAGGAAAAGCAUGAUGGUGAUUUGGGCUGAAAUCCCAGCAACAUCAAUUUUAACCCCCCACCCCUCAUUUCACUUUUGGACGCUAAUCAAAACAAAAAAAAUUGAGAUGUACUUGGUCAUUUAAAAAAAAAUUAAAAAUUCUAGGACAUUUACAUCUACAAUCAGAUAUGAGAGGCAUGGGAAGUGUAAAGAAUUUCAGUCAGGUUACAGCUACCAGAAUAAAUCUUGAUACUGAUUUAACAAAAAAUAAACAAUGAUUAUUUCUCCAGGAGUUCCGUCGCUCCCAAGAGCCUAAGGACAGGUCAAACAUCGGCGUGAGCUAUUACAACCUGCUUAAGAUGUACAACACUUCCUUGCUGAGGGACAAGUUGAAAGGGACAUUUGAAGUGAUUGAGGUCAAACAGAAUGAUGAGAAGUACCCUGGACUAAGGGUGUCCUACAAACAUUCAACAAUAUUCCUAGGUUGUUAGGCCAUUUUAUGCUCAUCUUUGUUGCUCAUCUCAUAUUUAUAGAGUUUUGCUGUAAAAAAAAAGUGACCCGGUCAUCUCCAGGAAUGUUUACUAUGAAUUGUGACCUAUUUGUUAUUUAAAGAUUUGUUAUAGUGACAUGCCUGAGCUGUCCCCAGCGACCUGUCUCCAAUUGCAUUUCAAUCAUCUUGCUUUCACCAUACGUUGGGGGAAAUGUCCAUAUGAUAUUCACCGUUCAUUUACAAUCCUCAGUUUCAUGGCAAUUCUUCUGACAACACGCUGUUUUGUUAUGAAAUUAUAAACACACAGUGCGGUAGCAGACUCAUUGGCAAAGCUAAAGGUCUGCACCAUUCAAUGGCUGGGGUAAUUAAAAAACCACAGUUUUGUCCCCCUUGAGCAUUUGAAAACAUCAUGCCUUGCCAAGGGUGAGUUAGGGCACAGGGCAGGGGCAGGGACAGCUCUAUCUCAAUGUUUGCUGUGUACAGGUUUCAUUGUAGAGCAGCUAACUUUGUGGACAUGCUAACAUUUACAUCACAAACUUUUACAUUUCUGAGCACAUUUUUGGACACACCCCUGUGAAGAAACUUAUAAUUAGGCUACAAACAUGUGCAUACAUUUAUUAAGCCACCAAAUGACAUAGAUUUUAUUAUAUGUGUGACAUAAGAGUGACAUAAAUAUGUCACAAGAGUGACACUAGAGUGACAUAAGAGAUCUAUGUUGAAUAAAUCAUUAUUCAAUGUCAACUUUAAAAAAAGAAAAAAAAGGUCACACAUUUUUAAUGCUAACUCAUGCAUAUUGCUUAUCCCCAAAUUAAUUGUUGAUCUUCAAUGCUUUGACCAGCACCCCAGAGCCACUGUGAUCCCAUCAGGUAUUCUUACAAUGACAGUCUAGAAGAGAAGACUCUGGAUGCCCACCUGUGGAUUAAUGGCAAAGACCCGGAUGUGGGCUGUGAUGAUGAUAACACUGGACAGAUGUAUAACAAAGGCAUCAGGUGAGGCUAAAAUUUGCGUGCUACAAUAUUACUUAAUUGAAAUUAGCUCUAAUUCAUUUCACUAAUUGGUAAAGAAUAUAUUUAAAGUAACCGAGAGGAAGAAUUAAACUUGAAAAGUAACAUCAAAUUUUACCAUGCCUGUCCACGCCCACUCCAACAGAGCUGAUGUUCUGAUCACAUACCCAAUAGAGGAGAUUUGGAAGACAAGAAACUUUGAGUCUCUUGAUCAGGUCAAGUGGACAAAUGUCGGCUUGAGAAGUGGAGUUUUUCGCACCUAUCCUGGCCACAGGUCAACUAGAAAUUAUGACCCAACCCAGUGAGUCUCAAGCUGCUGUUAAAAGAAAUUUUUUUAGGGCUAACUGCCAAUACAAUUCACUUUUUGCUUAUAUUCACAAGUCAUUGACUAAUUAUAAAGAUAGAUAAGGUAAUAAAAAUAGAUAAGGUAUUUCAUUAAAUUUAUGAAUAGUAAUCUCACUCACACUCCGGAAAUGUAAUCAUAUAAGCAAAAUAAUUAUUAUUUGUCUUAAUAUUAAAUCUAAUUUCCUCAACUAUUUAACACAGACACAAAAAUGGGGAUUUUUUUUAAAGAGCCAUUUUAGCAAAACGUUAUUGACUGUACGACUACAUACAAACUGAAACUGAAGUUCCUAAAAAUAAAUGUCUGUAUUUGACCUCCUCAGACGACCUUGGUACAAGCGUACCAGCUCUGCCCCCCAUAAAACAUCUGUGUCCACCCCAUACAUGGACUCCGCAGGUGUCGGUAAAAUCAACACAAUCUCCCAGGCUGUGUUUGAGGGCAUGACGCCUAAAACCGAUGAAGAGUGCGCCAACUUCACCAAAGGGAAGCUGAUGGGGGGAUGUCACUGCGAUGUGGACACAGAUUGUUACAUCAGUCAGUCCACUCAUUUUAUUGUCACAUUUAAAUGAAACCAAUGAUUGCUAAUUGGAAAGUUAACAUUUAUGAUUGCCAACUUAUGAGACUAAGAUUUAUUUUAAUGGGGGCAUUCAUAUUAUACAUAUACAAAUUAUGAGGGGGAGGGGUGUGCACUGCCAUUAAAAAGCUUCAGUAAAUGAAUAAGUUGCAAACAUAUUUGACUUGGUUGAACUGAUGAAGGCAUCAGCCGAAAUAUUUUGUCUUUUAAUUAAAGCUUAGAUUUACUGUCAUAUUUAAAUAUAUUGUUUGUUUAUUAUUAAUAUAAAUAAACAACAGAUGAUAGAGAUUAAAAAAAGAUUUAGUUAUUUUACCACUUUUAUUAUUUCUUUUGCUGCUGUACUUAAAAAGAGCAAACUUUAUUUUGACAAAUAAAAUAAAUUUAAGAAAACACCAGGUUUUCUCAACCAUACUUGUCAAGAAAAAUUAACAGAACAGAUCGAAUGAUCUUGUAGAUAUAGCAACAAAUUUUAUUAUCCCAGGUCGCAAUUCUAUCAUUCACGGCACAUCCAUUAAUUUCAAUCUUUAUAGAAAGCUAUGUGGAGACAUCUUUUUGUCAGCAUAUGUUUCUCGGCAUCUGCCAGCAUAUGUUUCUUGGCUUCUGCCAGCAUAUGUUUCUUGGCAUCAUCCAGCAUAUGUUUCUUGGCAUCUCCCAGCAUAUGUUUCUUGGCAUCAUCCAACAUAUGUUUCUUUCUUUACAAAUGUUACCAUUUGGAUUAAGCCAAUAAAAGAGUAUGUUUCAAGCCGAUUAUUGCAGUCAAAUCCAAGGCAGAUUACGACAUAUCUCCUGAAGUCACUUCCUAUUUUACAGAGGUGUGUUACUUGAGCAAGGCCAAGGGUCCGAACUCAGAAAACCGUCGUUGUGCAACAGAGAGAGUGGAAGCAGUAACGGGCCUUGAUAUUUUGUAUGAUGACUUCCAGAAGAAAACAUUAGAGAGCAUGCAGGCAUCAGACUUUCGCAAGUCCUGUGGCCAGAAAUACACUUGUAAUGGUGAACCAGACUGUGAGACUAGGUAAGUUAUUGCCUUUUUAUACGUUAAAUAUUCCCUCUAUAUUCCAACACUAUUCUCCAACACAAAAAUUUUUGGUAAUUUUUGGUACGGUACUCCUUUAAGAUUGAAUCUAAAGAUUGAAUAUAAUUAUCUGAUUUUAAAAUGGCUCAGUGAUUAAAAAAAAACAGUUUUUAAAUUAAUUUAUUUUAUAUUUAAUUUUAUAUUUAAAUUUGAACAUUCUAUUUUGAAACUAAAUCAAAAUAAAUUCAAGUUGUUUACUGAAAGAAUUAAAAAAAAUUUAAAAUUUAACUAUCUAAAUUUCCCACUACGGAUGAGCCUACAUCAAUAUAACACAAAGUCAGGAAUGUGACAUCAUGCAGGGUUAGGGUUUGCUAUUUGGUGGGUGCAGAAAGACACUUACAAAUUUGUUGAUGAAAUCUACACCUUUUAAAAGUCUUAUUUUCUGAGAAAUGUUUAAACUCUGACUUUAGCCUAAAAGUCCAACAGCUGUGUGAUGUUUCUUGCUUAGAGAUUACAUUAAAGAGGGUUUUAAAGUUUUGUAAUAUUCAUUAUUAUUAUCCUAAAUACACUACUCUCAUUCCAGAUGUUAUUUAUUUGAUUCAUCUGCCUAUCUGGUAAUGGAUCCAGAUUUUCUAACGGCCAAUGCACUUGAUGAGUCCCAGUACCAAACCGUUACACUGGGCCGCAAGGAGGGGGAAGUCAUGAAACAUCUUGUUUACUAUCACAAAUUUUUCAAACGGGAGGAGUCCAUUGAUUUUCAAGGCUCCUGCCGCAUUUCUGCAGAUGAGCCAAAGGUGCUGGCCAAACAAUUAUUCUGUAGCUAGAAAUGCAUGAGCUUGCCAGCUAGUAAAGUUACUUGUGUUUAGAAUUACAUUCAAAAGCUUUUAUCUCUGGUUUGCUUAACACUACAAAGCUAAACUUUUGUAGAAAAUGUUAUCUAAAUUGGGGCUUUAAAUCUGUAAAAAGGAAAUGUAGGAUUACUUUAAAAAUUGUGUAAACAUGCUAAGUGAAAUUUCAAAUCGGCAAUAAUAAAAAAUAAAAAGAUGGUGGCAUAACAAUUCAGUUGAAAUGUUUUUGAGUUUUAAAAAUAAAUGUUCAUGUUGUGAAUGAUGUUAAAAAUAGUGAGGUCAUAACAAUAUUUAUCUCUGUUCAGGUGACGUUGGAUGGCCUGCCACAAACGCCAGAGGACACCGACGACUACUACAAAAAUAGAGGGAAAAUUCCCAAAUUUUAUAAUGACUUUGGUUGCAUCCAGGAUGUUGUCAGCUACAGAGCUGAUGAUGCAGCAUUAGGUCAGUAGUUCAGUUACUUUAUUCCCCACCUCAUUCCAUUACACAAAUACAAUGCCUUCCAGAAUUUAUUGAUGAUUUUUGUCAGAAUGACAAUUUCUGUUUAAUAAAAUGGUAACUAGUGUCACUCGAUUAAAGAGACUUAAAACAAUCUAUUUUGCAAUGAUUUAAUUAUGUUUUUCUUUCAGUUUGUUUCAGACACACUGUUGCUAAUUAGUUAGAAAUUAGUUCACUGAAACAGGGCACAGAAAGAACAAUUUUUCUCUUUGUUUAGGUCCUAGUGGCAUGAUCACGGGCAAUGUGUCGGGACCCUGCAUGUCUGGACUGUACUAUGUGACGGCUCUGCCCCAGACAAACCUUUACUUGCUGGUGAUAGAAGAUUGGCUCGUUUACAAGCAGUCGCUCUUCUACAACUUUCACUGCAAAAUCACACGCAGGUAUGGCGUAUGCUGUCAUAGUUUUGAUUAGAUAAUAUCACACGCAGGUAUGGCGUAUGCUGUCACAGUUUUGAUUUGAUAACAUCACACGCAGGUAUGGCGGAUGCUGUCAUAGUUUUAAUCAGAUAACAGACCUGUUCACUCUUAUAAUUUUGGUGUACAGUGUAGGAUUUUGAGAUGUCCGUUAUGACUGUACGCCAAGACCUGUCAGAAGUGCGUUUUUAAGACACCGGGUUGACAAUAUAUACAUUCCGGUAGUUUUUCUGAUUGAGAUUUUUUUUUAAAAUUGUCGUCGGUUAGUUUUAGCUCCUUUCUUCACCCAGCCGUGAAUGGAUCGAGAACUAUGAUUGGUUGAGGACAAUCUAUAAUUGUAUUAUGUUUGUCCUGAGAGGGGAAGGGGGUGGUGUUGCUUUAGGAGAUUUUGUGUACGCGUGCCGUGCCGGGGGAUGUCUAAAUAUUUAAGUCUGUAAAAAUAACACCUUUCAAUUUUAUGUAAUGAUAGUCCUAUUGUUGCUUUGUGUUUUCAUAAUGAAGUCACUAGACAAGGCAAUAUUAAUAUUAGUAUAGUUGCCCUAGUGAAAAUUAAUUCAAUCCUCACUUUUGUUUGCUUCGAUGCCGUGUAUCGUAAUUUUGUGACAUAAUUAUUUCGUUUGGCUUCACCGUCGCGAGUAAAAAAAAAGAAAAAACUGUAUGUUUUGUUUUGUUUGGUUAACAACUGAAUGCAUUCUCGACUGUUCUGCACAGCAACAUUAGAUUUCCACAUAUUUUAUAGGAUCUCAGAGGGCCUUUGAAAUCUAUUUUUAGAACACAAAACCGUUCUAUGAUUUUUUCAUAGUAGUUUUCAGACUAGGACUGUGAUAUGUUAACUGGAAAGAGGCUAAAUGGAUAUUGAUUCUUGUUUUGUUUUAAAACCCAGCUUUUUCCUAAAAAUAAAUCUCAAGUUACUUGGUAGGUUUUGUAAAUGACGUCCUCAUUUGUUAAUUCUUAUUUCAAAAAAUUUAAUGCUGCACCAAUUCACGUUUGAACCACGUUAAACUUCACCAGUAAAUUUAUUUUUACCAGUGACGGACUGAUAAGGGUGAUCGGUAUGUUCACCCAAAUAUUAAUUGAUAUCUAUAGCAGAUAAACAUCUGCAAAACAAAGUGGCUGCAGACUGCAAUAGAAACGUCAGUCAUUUAAAUUUGGAAGUUACCUCUUUUGACGUCAACUUAACUCGAUCCUACUUGACACGUGAUACAAGUAGUUAUUGUAUACAUUAAAAAUACUGUAUGUUUAUUUAUUUACAGUAGUAUUGAAACUGUAUUGUCCGAUUUUGAGGCCACAUUGUACCUGUAUAAUUUUAGGAAUUUGAGGGUAACCAGGUCUGAGGUAAUCAAAUAACUUGAAUUUUCUUUGAAAGAGGCCACAACAUUAAAUACUUAAAAAUAUAACAAUGCAACAACUCCAGUAAUUUGUUUGUUUAGAAACUUUUUAAAAAUUUGAUCAAUGUGAUUGAAAGGGGAUAUAACGCUUGAGUUGAUGUUCACUUGCCUUUGAUUUUGAGAAUAAUUAAAUGAGUUUGGAACACACAAAUUAUAAGAAAAAUUGAGUUCUAAUGAAUUGCUCUACAAAUUCUAGCACAAGAAAUAGAGUAUUAACAUCUAUAUCUUAUGUCUUACAGCGUGGUCAACAGUGGAGCCUACCGCAUCAUCAAUGGGACUUGUGCUCAUGAAGAUACCACGGAAAGCACCUUGCGGGAUCUCGGGAAAUGUCCUAAGCUGAACGAUGUUCCUCUAAAAUGUCAAUUCAAUAAUACCAAGUUGUUGAUGGCGCACAUAUCAGUUUUGCUGGUAACUUUAUUCCUGUCACUUGUUUAAUCCCAUCUGCAGCAAUACUCUGGGUUGUGGCUUGUGAAGCCAGUUGCUCCCUGAUCUUCCUUGAUGCACAUGUUAUUCUUCUUAUGGUAGACACAUUUGGUACUUGUGAUAGACACAUUUGGUACUUGUGGUAGACACAUUUGGUAAUUGUGGUAGACACAUUUGGUACUUGUGGUAGACAAAUUUGAUACUUGUGGUAUGCUAAAAUUAGAAUAACAAUUGUAUCGCAUUUGUUUUAUUAUUGCCUCGAAACAAAACGAACGGCUUUCUUAUAGCAAUAACAUGAAAGUAUUAAAAGGUUAUUUAAAAAUUUGAAGAAUUAUACAUUUCAAGGGCAUACAUUUCAAGGGUAUACAUUAUAAAUGUAUAAAUGUACCAUGUUUAUUGUAUGCAGUCCUUACUUUAAGUCUAUUGUGCCCCAGACUGGUCAUGUUAUUGUGGAG